Messenger RNA from Prorocentrum cordatum, 2394 nucleotides. The record is from the annotation of a GenBank genome assembly. NCBI's taxonomy places the organism in Eukaryota, Dinophyceae, Prorocentrales, Prorocentraceae.
AUGGCCAGCCCGGACGAGGCGCUGGAGCAGCUGGCGCAGCUGAGGGCGGAGGACGUGCUGGCAGCGCUGCCGCCGGAGGCCAGGGUGAAGAAGCUCCCGGAGGUCAAGGAGCGCAUCCUGAAGCAGCUGAGGGCGGAGUCCGGUGCCGCAGGGGGUCCGACGGCCCCAGAGCGCGCCGCGGCACCCGCCGCCGCAGCAGCGCCUGCGCCGGCACCCCCGCCGACGCGGCAGCCCGCGCCUAGUCUGCGGCCACCCCCGCCGCCCCUGCUGCCCCUCCAGACCGAGACGCAGGGCCUGGCCCGAGUGGGCUCCGCAGAGGCCUGCGGAGACGAGCCGUGGUUCGCGGACGGUGCAGCUCUGCAGAGCUUGAGGGACGCCACGAGAAUGGCCCACGCAGAGCAGAAGAUACUGGUCGGGGACCCCGCCAGGGAGAUCCGCCGCAUUUGCCCGUCCUUCGACCAUAAACUUGGCGCGGGAGCGGUGCUCCGGCUGGGAGGCUCCCACCACGGCGGCUACGGGGAGCCCGACGUGAAGUACGCGUACCGGCAGCUGUCCCGCGCCCUGCAUCCGGACAAGAAUCCGGGCGUGGCCGAGGCGCCCGACGCGUUCAGGCGCCUCUCUGAGGCGGUGGAGGAGCUGAACGCGCUGCUGGACGAGACGCGGAAGGCAGUGCAGAGGAUCUGUCUGGUGCUGGGCUCUGCGGUCGCGCCCGAGGCCCUGGAGCGCCCUCAGGCCGCGCUCAUCGCCGAGGCCUCCAGGCUGCUCUACGGCGUGCUCGGCCUGAGCGGCGAGGGGGUGCCGCUGGACUCCCAGCGAGGCCUUCGGCGGCGCGCCGUGGCGGCGUUCACGUCCUCCCCCGUCUGGUCGGGGUGCGCCCGGGACACGCUGCUCUCCAAGUGGUUCGAGGAGGACUGGCUCCUGGACCUGUUCGCCCAGGCGGCCAUGCGGAACGCCUACGACUGCAUGCCGAAGCGCGUCCGGGCGCAAUUCCUGAGCCUCCUCUACCGCGCGGCCGCCGUGGAGGCCGUCAAGCAGGACGGCUGCGUGCGGGGCGGCUGGCCGCCGGUCAUGGCGCAGUUCCCCGAGGUCAGCCUCUGGGGGGACUUCAUGGGCCGGCUGCUCUGUCGCGUGGGCAAGCCGGUCCAGGACGACCUGGACGGUGGUGCGCCCGACCCCGACGACGAUUUGUCCACCUGGGCCAUAAAGUGGCGCGGUUUUAUCGCCAGCGUCUUGCCUUCUGGCAAACACGGCGCCGCCGCUGCCACCGACGCGGAGCUGAGGGCCCUGGCCGCGGAGCUGUGGGGGGACGUGGUGCAGUGGAUGCGCAGCGAGCACAAAGACUCGGCUCAGCACCUCGAGCUCUUCUCCGCCGAGGCGGGGUCCAGCGCGCAGUGGGCCUUCAUACCCGCCAUGGACCUGCUGCUCACGGUGGGCGACGGGAUGCUCACCGUCACUGCCGAGGGCGCGUCCACGGACGCGCCGACGGACCACCAGCGCCGCAGCUUCGCGAGCGCGCUCCGAGAGGCCCACCGCGGCGGCAGGAAGCGCGGGCUCCAGAUCCUGGAGGGCGAGGCGAAAGAGCGGGAGGUGAAGAAGACCAAGCUCAGCCGGGGGCCGACGCGGGUCGUGAUGCUCACGAACAUGGUGGGGCCUGGGGAGGUGGACGAGGAUCUCGAGGGGGAGACCGCCGAGGAGUGCGCGAAGUACGGCAAACUCGUCAAGUGUACCGUCAGGGAGGCGCCCGGGGCUCCCGACCACGAGGCCGUCCGGAUUUUCCUGGAGUUUGCCAAGGUGCAGUCCGCGUCCAAGGCGUAUUCCGACCUGAACGGGCGGUUCUUCGGCGGGCGCUCAGUCAAGGCCCGCUUCUACGACGAGGAGAGGUACGCGAGGGGCGACUUCGAGAGAAGGGGCCCGACGCGUACGCUGCUGCUGAGCAACCUGGUCGGCAGGGAAGACGUGGACGAGGACCUGCAGUGGGAGACGGCCGAGGCGGCCGCGAGGUACGGGCGCGUACUGCGGUGCACUGUCCAGGUCGUCUCCGAUGCGGCCCAGGAGGCCGAGGCGGUCCAGGCGUUCGUCGAGUUCGAGGCCACCUCCGACGCGGCCAGGGCGCUGGCCGAGCUGGGCGGGCGGACGGUCGGGGGGCGCGGCGAGCUCCGGGCGCGCUACGUGGAGGACGGCACCACCUCCGUGGAGGUGGAGCGGGCCCAGCCCGAGCCGCCGCGCGCCGCCGCGGAGCCGGGCCCGGAGGAGGCGGGGGCGGGCGGCGCUGCCGCGGCCACGGCGGCAGCGGCCUCCGCCGCCGUGGCGGCCGCGGCCUCGCCAGGGGCCCCGCCCGCCCGAGAGUCCGCCGCCGCCGCGGGCGGCGACGACGCCAGCCUCUGGGAGCUGUAG